AUGAAUGCAGAAUUGAAGAGUAUUAGUAGUUCAUUACCAUUAUCGUCACCACCAAUAUCACUAAACUCAUGUAAUUCAAAUUUAAAUUGUUCAAUUUCUGAAAUUGUGGGGACAUCAGCUAAAUCAUAUCAACAAUUCACCGUUCAAGAUAAUUUAAUUGCAUAUUUAUCAAGUGGAGGAGUAGUAAUGUGUGAAAUAAAAGAAAAAGAAGUGAUUAGUCAAAGAUUCUUUAGCUCAAACAUCAACUUCAACUUUGACUCAGAGAGACAAGAAAGAGACAAUUAUGGAUAUUUAAUCAAUUCUGAACCUAUUGAAAUUUAUGGUCCUUCAUAUACCAAAGAACCAGAAGAUAACUCACCGUCAAAAUUAAAAGAUAAAGUCUCAAUACGAUCAAUCAACUGCAUUACAGUAAGUAAAAAUAAGAAAUUGCUUGCAAUUGGAGAAAUAGGAUAUCUGCCGCGUAUCUUAAUAUUUAGUCUAGCUUCAAAUUCGACUAAUAAUCCAGUUGUCAUUAUCCAUCAUCAUUCAUUUGGUAUAAACAUGCUUGAGUUCUCACCAGAUUCAAAAUAUUUAACAAGUUUAGGAAUAGUAAAUGAUGGAUUUAUAAAUGUUUGGAAGAUUGGUAAUAAUGUUAAUACCACGAGUUUACAUUCUUCAAAUAAGUGUUCAAAUGUGAUUAAUAGAAUGGUAUGGCAUGAAGAAUAUAUUUAUACUUUUGGGUUACGAUUUAUUAAAAUUUGGAAAUUUGAAAAUCAUAAUGAAGGAAAACAACAGAUCUUGAAGGGGAAAAAUGUAUUGCUUGGUAACUGGAUUAAUUCAAAUUUUGUUGAUUGUUGUGUUUUGAAUGAGGAGGAGAUAUUAUUAUUGACUAGUUUGAAUCAAUUAAUUUUAUUGAAAUGUAACUAUGAUGCUCCAGAGUUAAUACAAUUAGAUAAUCCAAUCGACGAAGAUAUUAAUACUAUUGUUUUGGAUGGAGAGAAUGAAAAGAUCUAUUGUGGGUUAAAGAAUCAUAAAAUUAAAGGGUUUAAAAUUGAUGAAUUGAAGGAAACUACGAGACCUACUUCAGCUAGUAAUGGAAAGUUAGUGACUCUGCCAUUUAAAGAAUCACAGCAAAAGUCAAUUAUAAGUAUGAAGAAUUUUUUGAGGUCAAGUUUGGUUUAUUUGAAUGAUAUUGAAGAAAUUAAAUUUAUAAAUAAGGAAGAUUUAGUAGAGAAAGUGUUGACUACUUCAUUACUUAAAGAUAUAAAUGGAGUUAAACAUUCAUAUACAAAGGAAUAUUUAAUAUUUUCAAAGAGUGGGUCAGUUAAGGAAUUGAACAUGGAAUGUAUUUCAAAAGUGGAAAAUGUUGUUGACUUUAAAUUACCUAAUAAUGAAGUAAUAUCAAAUACGUUAACAGCAGUUGAGGAAUAUGAAGAAGAUCAUGUUGUAUUAGGGGACAGACAUGGUAAUUUAUACAUUGUAAAAUUAACAGAAUUGUCAUAUGAUGUUAUAUUUCAGAUUAAAGCACAUUCAUCAACUAUAAAUGAUAUUACAUACUUCAAAGUAGAAAAUAUUGAAAUUAUAGUCUCAAUUUCACGAGAUCGAAUGAUUCAAAUAUUUACGAAUUUGAAGAAUGAUUGGAAUUUACUACAAACUAUACCUAUCCAUAAUGGAAACUUAUUAAAAUUGAUUCAUCAUGAUAGUAAAAUCUACGUAUCAUCAUCUGAUAAAACCAUAUCGGUCCAUAAAUUUACAAUACAAGAUAAUCAAAUGAAUGUAAUUCAAGAAAAGAUCAUAACUUUAAAAUCAAUACCAAUAGACAUGAAAAUUUAUGAUAUUGAAUUAGUGAUAUCUACAAUGGAAAAGAAUCUAUACAUUUACGAUACUUCUUCAUUUGAAAUUAAAAGACAAUUUAAGUAUUACAAUGAUGUUAAUGAAAGUAUCUCAAUUGAUACAUUCAUCAAAUAUAAAAAUUUAUUAAUCAUUUGGCUGACUUCAGACAAAUCAUUCAGAAUGUAUGAUUAUUUCACAGGUAAAUCAAAUGGAGUAUUUUAUGGACAACAAGCAUCUAAUUUAGGUUUAUUUAUGAUUGAUGAAAAGAUAAUUUCAAUUGGAAAUGAUGGUUGUUUAUUUUCAUGGUGUCUAAAUGCCCACAAAGAAGAAGAGAAGAAACAAGUAGAUGAAGAAGAAGUUAAGGAAGCUGUUACUCCAAUCUUAAUGGAAGCCAAAGUUGCAAGAAAGAUAAUUCCAACUCAAUUUCCAAGUACGUCCCCAAGUAAAAGCGACAAAAUACCAAUUCAACCAUGUUCUUCACCUCCUAGAUUAUCAACAGCAACAUUAAAACGAAUAGAAAGUAGAAAUUCAUCACCUACCAGAACUCAAACUCAAGCUUCACCAAGUAGAUCACCAAGUCGAGCUAAUAAUUUGAACACACCUACUUUGUUACCUAGUGGUAAACCAACAUUGAAUAUAACUACUCAAUCACCAAGUAGUAGACCAUCCAGUAGAGCUGGCCAUUUGAACUCACCUACUUUACCACCAAGUAGUAGAUUAAAUAAUUUACAAUCACCUUUGAAAUCUUCACCAAAUAGAACUACAAAUAUAUCAAGACGACCAAUGGUAUUACAACUGCCGCAAUCACGACCAAAUACAGCUAAAUCAAACAUAUUUACAAAAUUAGAUGAAUUGAAGAAGGAGAUUAUGUAUUUAAAUGAAGAUGAGAAAAUGUUAACGAAGAGUAAGUUAUUAGAUAUUGUUCAUUUAAUAGAUGAUAAAGAAAACUACAAAGAGAGUGAAAUAUUAGAAAAGUAUAGUGAUAAAUUAGUCAGUAUGUUUCAAGAGAAACUAUCAAUGGAGCUAAAUAAUAAAUAA
Molecule: messenger RNA, 2850 nt
Organism: Insectozyma verbasci
Lineage: Eukaryota; Fungi; Ascomycota; Pichiomycetes; Serinales; Debaryomycetaceae
Source: the annotation of a GenBank genome assembly